Messenger RNA from Xiphophorus maculatus (southern platyfish), 6308 nucleotides. It is a transcript of the gene arhgap4b, whose product is annotated as SLIT-ROBO Rho GTPase-activating protein 3-like. Bases 563 to 3397 code for a protein of 944 amino acids. Gene Ontology annotation, biological process: negative regulation of cell migration; signal transduction. The record is from RefSeq and is a predicted model, not a curated record. The transcript is spliced from 24 exons. Gene Ontology annotation, molecular function: protein binding. NCBI's taxonomy places the organism in Eukaryota, Metazoa, Chordata, Actinopteri, Cyprinodontiformes, Poeciliidae. Gene Ontology annotation, cellular component: cytoplasm.
AGAGACGCUGCUCUGGCGUGAGCAGAGAGGCUAUCUGGCAUAUUUUGAAAGAUGGAGGGGGAGGGCCGUUUGUGUGUGAGGGGGUGUGCGCGUGUGUGUGUGAGGAAUGAGAGAGAAGAGUACUGAGCUGGGAGAAAUCUGUCAGAUUCAAACACACUCCGCUCUGUGUGAGCACGCCUGCCUUCCUGCCUGCCUGCCUGCCUGCGUGUGUGUGCGUGUGUGUGUGUGUAAGCGUAAGUGUGUGAUACGAAAAUAAAACAAGGGAUGAGAAGAGAAGAGCAGAGGAACAGCUAGAAAGAGGCAGAGGAGGACCACAAAGUAAGGCCCGUUCACCUAUGGAUCAGGGAACCCCCCCCCACCCUGGAACUCCAUGGACAAAUCGACCCUACUGAGAACCGUCUAUCAACCCUGAUGCCGACGCGCCGCUUGCAGCUGUAGAGCAAGAAGGCAAAAGAGGGAGGGAGGCCAACGGGGAAAGGUCAAAGAUUACAGGGCUGCAGCAGAAGCUGAGGUUGAGGAGCAAGGGCUUUGGGAGGGAAGGUCAAGGGUCGGCGGAUUAAAGAUGAUGACUUCACAUGGAAAGCUGAGGAGGGAGAAGGGCAGCCUGGCGGAGUACGAGUCACAAAUGAAGGACUUGCGGGCCCAACUGACAGACCAGAUAAAGAUUUUGGACUCCCAGGUGGAGGUGAAGCAGCAGCAGCUCUCAGACCUGUCUGAGUUUCUCAGGCGCCGAGGCGACAUCGAGACUGAAUAUGCAAGAGCCCUCGACAAACUAACCGAGAGGUUCACUCACAAGACUAAAAAGAAGGAGCAGUGGGGUCAGUCUGUGUGUCAGGUCUGGUCCGUUCUGCUGACUCAGACCCGUCUGGAGAGCCGGGAGCACGCGGCGCUGGGGGACACCUGCUUCAACACGCUCACAUUGAACCUGACACACAGUGCCGAGGACGCACACCGGCUGCACAAAAAGAGCAAAGAGGUGGGAAUCCAGAUGCAGGACGAGCUGCUAAAGGUCACCACCGAACUGCAGACGGCUCUAAAGACCUACAACCAGUACCACACAGACUGCCUGAUAGCUGAGGGAAAACUGAAGGAAGCCGAGCGUCUGGAAGAAAGGCACACUGGGAAGUCGGCCGAGCUCGGCCCCGGCCAACUGGCAGGGCAGAGGCGGAGCUCCGUCAAGAAGAUGGAACGGUUGAUGGAGAAGAGACAUGGAAAAAUGCAGGAGACCCAGCUGAAGUGUACAAAGGCACGGAAUGACUACCUGUUGAACCUAGCUGCAGCUAAUGCAGCCAUGAACAAAUACUAUCUGCAGGAUGUCAGCACUCUCAUUGACUGCUGUGACCUUGGUUUCCAUCUGUCCAUUGAGAGAGUGAUGAAGUGCUACCUGGCCAGCAGGUGGCGCAUUCAGAAGACGGAGGAGACGGGACUGAAGCAGCUGGAAACUGCUGUGACAUCCCUGGACCAGAGUGGAGACAGGGAUGGGUUGCUACAGCAACAUGAUUCCGCCUUCUGCCUUCCGUUCAGAUUCAACUAUCACCCACACGAGGGUGACCAGGUGUGCGAGGUGAGUGCAGAGAGCCAGGUGAGGUAUGAGCUCGAAACCAGGUUCCAGCAGCUUCAGUCUCGACUCGCCUCCGUCACCUUGGAAACAGAGGAGAUCAGUAAAACGCUUAAAGCCACGCUUGCUGCCCUGCUGGACUCCAUGUGUGACAGCGAGUGCAACCCCUCCCCCGACGUGUCCGCCAGCCUAUCACACGAGCCGCCCGGAGGAAUCACAACCACGGCGAAACUCUCCCUCGCCAAGCGUCGAGCCAAUCUGCAGGAGACAGAGACUUACUACUUAACAAAAGUAAAAGAAUUCCUCAACAGCAGCUCUCUGGCCUCCAAACUUCAAGCCAAACACGAUCUUCUACAAGAUGCCAUACAGAAAGCAGAAGCCGUGGACAGCGACCCCUCCAGAAUGCAAUGUACUACUCGGUCAAUCCGGGUUCGGAAGUCCAGGCCAGUUUCCCAAUUCUGCCACACACUCUUCACCACAGACAUACUCUCCUACAUAGAGAGCUCUGGGCAGCAGAUUCCUGUGGUGGUUGAGAGCUGCAUUCGUUUCAUAAACCUUCAUGGCCUCCACCAUGAAGGAAUUUUCAGAGUCCCUGGCUCCCAGAGGGAGGUGAACCUCAUCAGAGAUGCAUUUGAGAGAGGGGAGGAUCCUCUGUCAGACAGUGAGUGUGACCUGGACUCUGUGGCCGGCGUGCUGAAACUGUACUUCAGGGGGCUUGAGCCUCCUCUGUUCCCCUACGAAAGCUACUCUCCGCUGCUGGAAUGUGUCCAAAUCGAAGAUGAGACUGAGAAAGCUGCCCAGAUUAGAGUCGUUUUUUCUACUUUCCCACGGCCUCUCCUCAUCGUGAUGCGAUACCUUUUCGCUUUCCUCAACCACGUGUCUCAGUACAGCGAUGAGAACAUGAUGCAGCCCUACAACUUGGCUGUUUGCUUCGGUCCGAGCCUGCUGAGGGGGAUGGAGUCUGACGACGCCGUUGCUAUGCAACCACAGGUCAAUGAUCUUGUUAAAACCAUGAUCCUUCAGCAUGACAGCAUCUUCCCCGGCCAAUCAGAACUGCCAGGUCCGGUCUACGAGAAGCACAUGACACUGGAGCAGGAGUACUGUGAACCAAUCACAGAGGAGGGAGACGGAGAGACCGAGCAUCUGCCCAGUGAGGACGAGUGGGAAGCAGUAGCUUUGUUUGACUACGUGGCCAGAUCUCCAGCAGAGCUUUCCUUCAAGCAGGGAGAUCCUAUUGUCCUUUACAGCAAGGCCUCGUGUGAUUGGUGGAGAGGCGAAGUUGGAGGAGUUAAGGGCCUAGUCCCACACAAGUACAUCAGCAUACUUGACGUGUCGGAGCGAGGGAAAAGAGAAGAAGGUAGAGUAGGCGGAGGCAGCACUGGAAACCUAUCAGCAGAAGAUCCACAUACGGAAAACACAACAAGGAUGCGGGUAAACAGCGAUAGUGCUUCGUUGCCAGGGAGACAGAGAGGAAGUGAGGGGAGCCCGAGUCGAAAACCACAAGCUUCUCCUGCCACAAGACAACAAAUACCAGUGUCUCAGGAACGGAGACACACUUUGGACACCGUAAGGCAGGCCAGCUGCAGAAUCCCAGACAAGCCUCCAUUUGUUACAGCAGAAAGACCAGCAGUUGACAAGGACAUGAUUAGCCGGCAGAUGAACUCUGUCUUUAAGGAGCUCCUGUCCCGUCAGCCUCCCGUGCCAUCGUCUCCCUUCCCCCCUUCUGUCUCCGCUACUCCUUCCUCCUCCUCGUCUUCCUCGAUUGCUCCAGCCGCCCCCACGGCUAAGAAAGUAUUCGGCCUGAGAAGGGCAGGCCCUUUUCAGUCCGGACUGAGAUGAAAGCAUGAAGAACUGUGGAAUUAUAGGUUCAUUGUUUGAAAGUGAAGAUCUUGAAUUUUUCCCCCCUUUUUUCUGUUUUAUGGACAACAAUAAUUGCGUGUGCCAUAUCAUAGUGCCACUAGUCUUGGUGCCGUGUAGGUGUAUGUCCAGUGUGUCUGUUUUUUCAACUGGUUUUUGUUCAACUUUGUUUUGCUCUCCUGACUUUUGCACCUUUUUUUUUUUUUUGAGAAUCAGGGAUGUGGAUUCACCAGUGAUAUCACCAGAAAAACUGCUUGGUACGGUACUGAGUGUACAUAAACAACAAGAAAAUACUUAAGCUGCCCCCUAGUGGCAGGUCUGAGAUCAGCACCCCCUAAUGAUUUGCUCUAGAAAACUGAUCUGGGUCCUGUGCCUAGGAGUGCCUUCGCGCCUUUUUUUGACGUUUUUCACUUGAAAACACCAGAUAAGUUUAGACUUUGUUUAUGAAAUUAGAAUGUGUACCGGUAUGAUGUCAGCCCAAAAGUGUUCCGAAUGAUUAAAAAAAAACAACAACAUUAGAAACAGAAGUCAUUUGAAACUUUGCCAACAACUUUAUCACUUUUUCAUAGUACAUUAAUGAUUACCUUUUAAAAUUAAUUUAAAACUAUCUUUAGUCCUUCAUGACUUAUUGCUGGUAAGCCAUUGGGCUCAUGCUGCUUUUGCGUAACUUCGGUUUUAAAUGGUGCCUUCAAAUGGAGCCAUGCCUGUGGUAUUCUCAAGUUAUUUUAUUUCUACACAAUAUUUUUCUAAAAUGUGUUUAGGAAUGAAGUCAUGCAAAAUUUAGUGAAACUGUUACAAAAAACAGUAAAGUUUAGCUUUAAGAGAUAGAACACAUAAAAGUGUGGACAGACACAAAUGUCAACCAGACCUGAGCAGUUCUUCCAUUGAGAAAAAGGUAUUCUUAUAAACUUUUUUUUUUUUUUCCAAAUGUUGGGUUUAUACUUUUAAUCAUUUCUUUUGAUAGACAAGAGAACAGGUUGAGGCAUGUACUAGCUAAUAAGGAUGUGAUAUUAAAAAUUAGAAUUGUUCUUGUUGCUACUGAAAAACCUACAAAAUCAAUUUAAUGUAAGGAAAUUUUUCACCUGAAUACCUUUUGCCAAGUUCAUGUGAUUUUCUGCUCCUUGUAUAGUAAAAUGUUAUCCAGCUCAAUUUCUGGAGUCAAACUUGCAUGCUUUGAUUGUGAACUCACUAGAUUCGUAUUAAUGCAAGUUAAUGGUUUCCCACUUUGCUUAACUCAACCAGUUAGCUCCUGUAAACCAGUACAUGAUACUAAAAACCAAAACGUUAAAUAAACCCACUGGAUUUGCCAAUAAAUACAGGACACAGGCAGUACCAUUCUUAUUCUUUUAAUCUGUACUUUACAGUAAACAAGCAGCUACUGUUGCACAAGCUAGGCUAGCAACGUUAAUGGUAAAGCAAAGUGUAGAAUCAACAAUAAUAACUAGCAUACUUGGCUUUAAAAUUAUAAACAUUAUUGUAUUCUUUAGAGCAUUUUUAUCAUAAGCUAAUGCAAAAGUAGGUAGCUAGCUAGCUAGCUACAGUUACCUUGUUGUUAGCAUAGUAUCGUUACAUUUUAGCUGUGCAGUUCCCCUUGCAUUACAUUCAAAUCAAGUUUAGAAUCUAAAAUAUUUUUUGCAGCAUUACUCGAUGGGGUACGCAAAUAAAAGGGAUUUGUUUUAUUCCUGUUGCUAAUAGCAAAGAUUUUGUUUGCGACUACUGGGUUUGCUAAAUUAGGAAGCUAACACUGGGGGCUGACCACACUACUGUCAUUUAACAUCAGCUACGUAGUGCAUCACAAAUUAUUUUACGUAUUUUAUUCAAAUCAAACGCUGUUGAUAGCGUUGUUCUUUAAGGUUCCAUUUUAUAACGAGGAGAACAAUAUUGUUUUUACAUACUGUGGAACAUACAGACUGAAAACACAUUCCCCUCUAUAUGUGAUGAAAGGCCUAAAUAUGAGGCCAAAACUCAGGGCUUUUGCAGUUAAAGAUGAGCUAACUCAGAUUUAGCUUUGAUAGAAUAAGUAUGAGUUUCUCUCUCAGGUCUUUGGUUGACUUAUGGUGACUUCCAUUUGAGCUUCAAAGUCGGAUUUACUUCGUUACCCAACACCCUCUGGAACACCCUCUGUUUUGGUUGGGAUUCUGAUGGGAAUUCGUUGAAAUCUAACAGCUCCCAAAUACAAUGUCCAGGAAGGGAGCUCUGUGCAUGAAAAUGAGGGAACACUGAUUUAUUUACUAGGGUUACUUAUGUUCAUAAACAUCUUUUACAGACUAUUGACCAGUUUUUUUCUUGCCGUCCUAGCAUUACCUAAAAUGUUUACCUUACAUGGCUUGCAAACGCCAUUGGUUUUUCAGGCUUGUUUGGCUUACUGUGGAGUCAAGUCAGAUGUUUUGCCUUUAUCUGCCAUCUCUUCCAACCUUCAAGUCAAAUGGAAUGCACUGUUACCCUUCAACUUGAAACUGUGCCCCUUGCCUGAAGAGCCAAAAUGGUCCCUAUAUCAGAGGUGUCAGUGACUUGCUCUGGUUUAAACUGUGAAACCAAUAUUGGCAUCUUGGAGCCAUAAUACAAACUUGUUUUUUUUCUUUCAUCUACCACUCUUUUUGAUCCCUGUUGGCAUUUAAAACAGUCUAAUGCACUGGUCCAAUUCUAGCGUACUUCUGAAUUUGAUUUUUAAAAAAUAUGUAAUUGAAUCAUUUUUACAUGUGUAAUUUCUUCAUUGUCCUUUUACACUCAUGUAAAAAUAGAAGUAGAGUCUUUGUUUUGAAAUGAUUCUUCUUCUGUGGUUAAAACAUCUUGAUAUUUUGGAUCACUGUUUGAUGAUGUUAUUAAGUUUACUGUGUUCAACUGUAUAUGUGGGUAAGAAUUAUGAAUACAAUAAAGACGACAAAGAAAUUGA